AUGCCGUUUGGAUUGUGCAAUGCUCCAGCAACGUUUAAAAGGUUGAGGGAGCUUGUACUUACCGUGCUAAUUGGCGGUGCCUGUCUUGUCUACUUGGAUGACAUCAUCAUCGUAGGCCGUACGUUUGAGGAACACCUUCAAAACCUGGAACGCGUGCUCGUGAAGAUCCACAGUGCCAACCUCAAGUUAAGUCUGAAGAAAUACUCAGUAUUUAAACGGCAAGUUAACUUUUUGGGGUAUGUAGUGUCGGAAGAAGGUAUCCGCACGGAUCCAGAGAAAAUUGCUGCUGUCAAGGAUUGGCCGGUUCCAAAAGAAAAGACACAGGUUAGAGCAUUACUGGGUUUGUGCUCUUAUUAUCGGCGAUUUGUGAAGAACUUUGCAGAUAUAGCCAAACCUCUGAACAAGCUAACCGAGGAGAAGCGACAUUUCUGCUGGGAUAAAGUUGCGAUAUCGCAUUCCAGGAGCUCAAGAGACGUCUGUGCAAAACACUUAUUUUGCGGUACCCUGAUACGGGCAAGGAAUUUAUGGUUUACACAGACGCAAGUGAUAUAG
Messenger RNA from Parnassius mnemosyne (clouded apollo), 552 nucleotides. NCBI's taxonomy places the organism in Eukaryota, Metazoa, Arthropoda, Insecta, Lepidoptera, Papilionidae. The record is from the annotation of a GenBank genome assembly.